CACUGGUAUUCUGCGCAUCUCUCAGCCUCGAUUCAUUCUCUGCCACCGCAGGCUCGAUUUCGUCGUGUAUCUUCGCUAUUUGCGUUCUUUGAAUUUUUUUAAAAAAAAAACCGACACUACAACCAGCAGUGUUAACAAACAAUAAAAAGAGAGCGUUUACCAAUCUGCUUUUCAUAUUCCUUUCGUGAGAUAAAGGAAUUAAAUCCACCUGCGACACAAUCCAAAACGUGGAGACUGCGGGUUUUUUUUUUCUUGCUCAUUUUUCCCCCUCCCUUAUAACAUCUCUAUAGAGAAAAUUUAACAAACAUGAAAACCAAUUUUAUCAACGGGGUUUCGUCUUCCCCUUCAAUGUCGCUGGGCCUUCUGGUGACCGAGAACGCCCUGCACGUCCUGCCCGACACCCAGGAGGACUCCAAGGAUCUGGUCCGCCCCGGCCAGCCGGACCUGGAGACCAGCCGCAAGGCUUAUCUGUGGUGCAGGGAGUUCCUGCACGGAGCCUGGAGGAGACUGGCCGAGGAGGACUUCCAGAUCACCGUCAUAAGGGGCGGUCUGAGCAACAAGCUCUUUCUGUGCAGCCUCCCCGACAGCCUGGACUCGGUCGGGGACGAGCCGAGGAACGUCCUGCUGCGCCUCUAUGGGGCCAUCCUGCAGAUGUCCUGUAAUAAAGGGGACUCCCGACAGUCAAACAAAGACAAUGACUUCCAAGGAGCAGAGGCCAUGGUUCUGGAGAGCGUGAUGUUCGCCAUCCUGGCUGAGAGGGAGCUGGGACCCAAACUCUACGGCAUUUUCCCUCAGGGCCGCCUGGAGCAGUACAUCCCUAGUCGUAAACUGGACACCUGCGAGUUAGGCGACCCGAGCAUCUCCGCUGAGGUCGCACAGAAGAUGGCCAGGUUCCACGGGAUGAGGAUGCCCUUCAACAAGGAGCCAAAGUGGCUGUUUGGAACCAUGGAGAAGUACCUGAGCCAAGUCAUGAGGCUGAACUUCACCAGAGAGUCCCAUCUGCGCCGCUUCAACCGCUUUCUCGCCUACAACCUGCCACAGGAGAUGGAAACGCUGAAGUCGCUGCUGGAGUCCACUCACUCCCCUGUUGUGUUCUGCCAUAAUGACUGCCAGGAAGGGAACAUCCUGCUCCUGAAUGUCCACCACAGCUCAGAGAAACAGAAGCUGAUGCUAAUUGACUUUGAAUACAGCAGUUACAACUACAGAGGCUUUGACAUCGGCAACCAUUUCUGUGAAUGGAUGUACGACUACACCUGCGACGAGUUUCCCUUCUUCAAAGUCGAUGCUCAGAACUACCCUUCAAAAGCUCAGCAGCUUCACUUCAUCGAGAGCUACCUGCGAGAGUCUGACCAGGGCUUCGGCAACCUGAGCGAAGAGCACCAGAUGAGGCUGAAAGAGGAGCUGUACGUGGAGGUCAACAGGUUCUCACUUGCAUCUCACUUCUUUUGGGGCUUGUGGUCCAUCAUCCAAGCGAGGCUGUCAACCAUCGAGUUUGGAUAUUUGGAGUACGCCCAGGCCAGGUUUGACGCCUACUUCCAGCAGAAGAGGAUUUGGGCCGCCUAAUGUAGCAGGACAACCGGGCGGUUAGACAACACAUUGAGCCAAAAUGUCAGCAAGAGGACACGAAGGCUGAAAAAGAUUCAAAGAUCCAUGCUUUACGUACACUCCCUGCCUGUUACGGGGGAUUCGCUGCCUCCGGUUGGUGUUUUGUUGACCAAAGCCAAGACGUAAUCCCAUGGCUAAGGCACUUGAAGUACGCCUCACAAUCAACCGCAGCUCAAAGUUUACAGUGUAGCUACACAAAGGCCAACUGAAAAAGGAAAGAAGACAUGGCUUUUCUAACCUUCAUUACCGCUCUGAUGUCCUCUCUGCUUCUGCUGGACCAUAUCGCUAGCAUGACAAGUUUGAGUUGGUAAACGGCAGACUUCGGUUACCGCUAGAGCGGAAAUGGUAACAUUGCAUCAAUGUGUAUGUAUAGAUCAUUCCCUGAAGGAGAUGCUCUAUGGGAACGAACCAAAACGCAGACUACUCUGCAUAGACUUGCUCACUGAGGCAGCCAGUUGCUGACUAUGUAUGUUAUAAUAUAUUAUAUAGAUUUCAAUGUGCCAGUAGAGUGUUACUCGUGGACUGGGAGGGCAGGAGAAAACCUGAAUUCACUUAUCGGUCUGAUUUUCUGUAAACACUUGCUGUUCGCGUGGUUUAAUUUUUUUAUUUGGGUGUGUUUGUCAUUGUCAGGCCAGAAUCUUUUAAAGAUGUGAACAUUUUCCACCAAACUAUAUCCAAAUACAUCAAAUCGUCAGGAAUGUUAGCUAUGCUCAUGCCUGAGUCUUAGUGAUAUACUUACUAAUCAUACUCACAACUUUGCUUUAUAUUUUAUAAAACAGAGGGAUGGAGUGACCAGUAGAUACACAUCUCUGUACAGUUUACUGAGCCAAAUACCUCAGCAGGUUUUUAUGAACGUUGCUGCUAAACUCCACACAUUGGUAAUUGUAUACUAAAGACGGCUUUACACAGCAUUUGUUCUUUACUUUGACAAUGGAUUCUUUGGUGAUUGGUCACUCGUGUGCCUGGUACCACGCUGCCUCAUUAUUGUAUUCUUCUGGCAGAAUAAUGACACAGGCAGUCCAGUCACGGAUCAACGAUAGUUUGUUUUGCACAAAUUACAACAAUGAAAGUUGUAAAUAAUUACUGUGAGGUAUUUAAAUGAUUUCUACAAUUUAGAAACCUGAGUCCCAUUGCAAGUCCAAGCUCAUAUUAUAGUCAUUACAAUCUAUUGUAAUUAUCUGCUAGUAAGGCCAUCUUUGCCAUUUCCUCAGACCAAUGUAACAGCUUAGUGUUUAGUUUUUUGUUUUUAUACUUUACUUCAAUACGAUCAGUUUAAUUGACACAAUAGGCUUGUUUUUAACAUGGUUCCUAGGAUGUUGAAGUUUAUUCCAUUCUUUAUUUUCCUUAUUUAAUUUUAAAAAAUAUAUAGAAAUCUCAUUACUUCUUGUCUAAUUGUCAUCUUUUUUUUUGCCAUAUCAUAUUUUUAAAUUAACAUAUUAACCAUAAGUAUAUUUCAUAAGCCAUGUAUAUGACUUGAUCAAAGUUAAAAAAGGAACACUUAUACCCAAAUUAUUUAGACCGGCUUGAAUGCAGGUUUUAAACUACUCCUGUUUUUCUUAAACUGCGUCUAAUUUAGAUCAAGCAUGCAAAGGGGCGAAACAGUAAUAUUUUAAUCUUCCUAUACUGAAUAAUUAAUCAAAGUUCACAAACUGCUUUGGGAAACAUUAAAAAAAUAAUCAGAAUAUCCAUCCACCACCCUAGAAAAAGGCAACAAAAACCUACUUUCUCUAUUGUAUUGCUCUUUUCUGCCGCUGAAACAUUUAAGUUCAGUACUUAAAAGUUGGCUAAUAGGUCUCAUUUGAGUUUUUGAGAAAUCUGAGAAAGUUGGUAGUUUACAAAUGGAAAAUGAGUAGGAACCUUGCUAAAUUUAGCCUCUUUAACUGUGUAAAGUUAAUAAUUAGGCUACUACCAACAUUUUAAUUGUGAAUGUAUACAAACGGUUUUUAUGAACUGGUCUUUAAUUUUAAACUGAAGCUUACACAAUCAAGCUUCUAUUGAACAAUAGAUUUGUAUUUUCCUGUUUUAUUGAGUUUUCAUAGCUGUAGCUCCUGACAGCUAGCUAUGCUAGCUAUGACACUAGUUGUUUUUUCUAGCUUUAGCUAAAGCUCUCAAAAGUGACUGAAUUUUUAAUUGGAUCAUUAGAUAAAGCAGCGGGAAAAGUCCUAACGUAUAAAAGUAGUACAGGCUAACUAGCCUAGCAUAAAUGUUGAUACACACCGGGGUGACCAGAUGUCCCCGAUUUCCGGGGACAGUCCUCAUUUUGGAUGACCUGUCCACGGCAAAAGCUGUCCCUGGAAAUGUCCCGGAUUUCAUGGUAUCAUGAUGGAAUUAAAAAGUUUAGUGCAACAAGAGGUAUUUUCCCGUUCCCGACGUGGUAGCUGAGCUGAGCCGAACGCGCCUUCCCCGCCCUGUCGGCGUUGCAGACGUCAUCCCCAACGACACAGAAUGUUAUACCAUUAUUCUAAAGACGAGUAUUAAAAAUGUUGUGUAUUACCUUUUUUACAAUUCAAAUCUUUUAGUUCUUUAUUUUUAAUUGACUUUAUUUAAGACAUGCUGACAGCAUAAUGCUAGUCUAAAAUCCAAUACAAUUAAAACCAGCUUACAUGCAUCAAACUGGAUGUGUGCAAAACUUUAACAUUUACUUGCUUGGCUUCUGAUUUCUGGUUAUUGUCCGACAAAGUAAGCUAAGCUAACCUGCAUACAUUCAUUCCUCUCCUGCAUCAUAUUAUCUGUGAAUAACUUGGAAGGUAUUUGGAAGGCACCACCAAAAAGCCGAGUCAUGAAAACUGCAAUGACAAUAGUAAAACUCUUAGAGCACUGUGAAGCAUAAUACUAAACUGGUCACUACACCUGACUGAAACCCGAUUUGACUCUGUUGGAGCACUUUUGAAAAUUUAUAAAAGAGAAAAAGGAAAAAAGAAAAAGGAAAACAAACAAAAAACAGGGUUUCUUAACUGUGACUUUUGAGUUGUUUAAAUGUUAGUUGUACUUUUACUUAUGUAUUUAUAGCUUAUUUACUUUUUAGUGUGUUUAAUUUGUAGGAGUAUCAUUGUUUUGAUACAUCAGACUUGAGAUCCACCGUCAGAAUGUGCAAGGGGUUGUACUGGACAGAUAUUUCAAUUUUGUUUUUGUUACUGGUACAUCUUUACUGUCUGUAUCACUUGUGGCAUUUUAUUCCAGCUAACUUGAUUUAUGAUUUUCUUAUACACAUUGUAUUUCAUUUCUUUUUGUUUCACUUGUAAUGACUUUGUGUAUUAAAAAAAAGCAUCUUGGGUAAAAUGCUACAUUCCAUACAUUUUUAAUGUGAGAUUAUACACAUUACAUCGAACCGUACAUAAACCCUGACUCUAAUGGUUCAUUCAACAAAACUGUAAUUACGCCCUGGUCGCUAAACAAACACACCCACCCUGUAUAUAUUUAAUGUAACAUUCACUAACAAACAUGUAGAAAAUUAUUCAUAAAUAAAUAAUGACAAAGUUUUAUCCUAUUGUUAUUGCUAAUGUACAGUGGUGUGAAAAAGUUUUUCCCCUUUACAAAUUUCUUGUGUGUUGGUCUUUUUAAGGUUUCAGAGCAUAAAACAAAUUGUAAUAUCAAAGAUAUCCUGAGAAAAAUGUAAAGUGUUUUUAAGUGAUGAUUUCAGUUAUUUGUAAAAAAAAAAAAAACUAAUAAGACUUUGACAAGACCACUAGGAAACCUUUAUUAAUUUAAAUUUUUAUUUUCAAAUAGGGGCUGGUUGGUUAAGAUUGCGUUUUUCCCUUAAAAAUGAAACUAUCAUUUUAAAACUGCUUUUUGUUUUUCAUCAGGUCAUCGUCUCAUAAUAAAAUUGUUUCGAUCUGGAAGAAAUGUUUAAUGGGGCAAAUACUUUUUCACUGCACUGUGCAUUAUGGUGUUGUUCUAUUCUUUGAUGAUGACAACAACUAUUCUACGAUUUUACUCACCUUUGUUAUCUAUGCAGCUAUAACUGAAUGCAUAUGUACUCACAGCAACAUGCUUUGUAAUCCGAAAGGUUUUCUUUAAAUGUCAGAAGCACUGAAAUGACUGUAAAUCUAUGCUUUGCACAAAUAAAACUGAGAAGAUGGAGAAAUUAA
Messenger RNA from Fundulus heteroclitus (mummichog), 5693 nucleotides. It is a transcript of the gene chka, whose product is annotated as choline kinase alpha. Bases 307 to 1563 code for a protein of 418 amino acids. Gene Ontology annotation, biological process: phosphatidylethanolamine biosynthetic process; CDP-choline pathway. NCBI's taxonomy places the organism in Eukaryota, Metazoa, Chordata, Actinopteri, Cyprinodontiformes, Fundulidae. The transcript is spliced from 12 exons. The record is from RefSeq and is a predicted model, not a curated record. Gene Ontology annotation, molecular function: choline kinase activity; ethanolamine kinase activity. Gene Ontology annotation, cellular component: cytoplasm.